Molecule: messenger RNA, 1042 nt
Organism: Eucalyptus grandis
Lineage: Eukaryota; Viridiplantae; Streptophyta; Magnoliopsida; Myrtales; Myrtaceae
Exons: 3
Coding region: 167-781 (204 amino acids)
Molecular function (GO): RNA binding
Source: RefSeq, a predicted model, not a curated record
UCUCUUUCAAUUGCAUGCCGAGUAUUGUUCUUCCCCUAAGGAUCGUCAUGCAUCGGCGCAUUGUAUAUCAAUCUAUCAUCGACGAAUUCGGCUCCAUUGCUCGAGAAUUGGAAGUGGGCUUGGCUCGAUUUGACGAAUUUUUGAGGGCGCGAAACCUGCAUCGUGAAUGUUUUUAGAUUGCAUGGCGAGCACUACAGAGACAGAGUAUGCUGCUUUUCUGGAGAAGGUGAAACGGACUGUCUAUGUCGACAACCUAUCACCCCAGGUCACUGAACCUGUCUUGAGGACUGCUCUUGACCAGUUUGGAAUGGUAAAAAAUAUUCAAUUCAUCACGAACUACAUAGAGCCGGAGCACAUCCCAAAUCGUGCUCUUGUCGAGAUGGAAGAUGAGGAGCAGGCAAAAGCGAUUGUGAAGCUGAUUGCUAGCUGCCCGCUGAUGAUAGUUGGGAUGCCAAGGCCUGUGAGAGCUUGUGCUGCUAAAGUGGAGAUGUUUGAGGAUCGCCCAGCAAAGCCUGGUAGGAAAAUAGAGGUCCGCUGGUUGGAUGCAGAUGAUCCUAACUUUGAGGUAGCUCAGAAGUGGAAGAAAAUUGAUAAAAGGCAUGCUGCUGAAGCUCGAUUUUUGCUCAAACAAAAGGCAGAAGAAGAGAAACUUGCUAAGCAGCAGGCAGACAAUCUUAAGGCAAACUUUGCCAAGUACGAAAUGAUCGAUGCCAUCAUGGCAGAUGGAACUGCGGCGCGUUUGGCUGAAUAUUAUGGAUUGAACCUCAGGGAUGAGUCAUAAAUGUCAGUCUUCUCUAACUUUCGCCUCAUGGCCAGUGGAUGAGGAUGCUCAUGGCUGGUGAAACUGCAGAAAGUUUAGGUUGUCAUUAUGGAAUGAACCCUAGGGACGAGUUGUAAAUGUCAGUCUUCUUUAACUUUCGCCUCAUGCCCCGUAAAGAAUCGAGGAUGCUUAGUCUUCAUGUACAGACUAGGAAUGAGGGAGCGUUUGCCAAAGCAUUCUGAGGGCAUUGAAACCGAUGCUUUUUCUACAACCUUUCAUCUC